This is a messenger RNA of Dalotia coriaria, 2125 nucleotides long. RefSeq names its product zinc finger protein 260-like. The record is from RefSeq and is a predicted model, not a curated record. NCBI's taxonomy places the organism in Eukaryota, Metazoa, Arthropoda, Insecta, Coleoptera, Staphylinidae. Bases 322 to 1896 code for a protein of 524 amino acids. The transcript has 6 exons. Gene Ontology annotation, molecular function: RNA polymerase II cis-regulatory region sequence-specific DNA binding; protein binding; DNA-binding transcription factor activity. Gene Ontology annotation, biological process: regulation of transcription by RNA polymerase II.
CCGCCGGACUUCAGUCCGCAUUCAGCCGCCACCCGUGCGCCAGCCGGAGGAAUCCACUCUGCCAUUCCGCCACUCCGGGCACUUUGGUUCAGUACGUCGCGUACGCUCAGGUGCGCUUAUUACGCGCUACCAAGGUGCAAUCGUCGCGUAAAUAAACCACACACACAAAACAAAACAAUAAUAAACAAUCAAUUAAAACACUUAUAAAAAUAAAACGUGCAGUUUUCACACUUGGAGGUUAUGUAAACUACAAUAGCGAUAGAACGUGACAUGGCCACCACAUAAACCACAACUAAUUGCGACCGGCAAUUACCGGCCAACAUGCAAGACGUGAUCCGCGAGGGGUCGCUGCGUCUGCUCGCCACCGAGAGUUCGUGCGACGUGAUCAUCAGCUGCAUUGGUUUCAAACUCGUCGCGCAUAAGAUUAUCCUCUCGAUCGCGAGUCCUGUCCUGCAGGAUUUACUCCAGGAGAAUUCCACGCAGCAGCCGACCAUGUUGAUAUUUCCCGACAUUGCCGCAACGACAAUGUCGUUAAUACUUGAUUACAUCUACACCGGACACGUGACACUUUUUCUAGCGCAAGUUUCCGAGUUUUUAGCACUGAUUAAAAUGCUGCAGAUAAAAUUAGAAGAUGAUUGCGCGAAAAUAUUGGUAAAUGCUUUGGAGGAGCAGCGAUUACCGAAGGAGGAGCCGGUUAAGAAGGAAUUGGAAAUUAAGCUGAAGAAACUCGUGCCUGAUUUGAUUCCGAUCACGCGCAGUAAUCGGAUUCGCGAGCGACGCUCACGUGGACAUUUCAACAAGGUCAUUCCAAGUCCAUGGACUCCGAGGGACAAAGAAGUGUUGGAAGAUCCGAGAAGUGAUCGAUUAUUUUCGAUUUGUAAUGAUUCGAAUAAUAAUAUUGAAAGUUCUCAUCUUGCGAUACAAAAAUCACAUUACACUAAAAGUUCGACGAUAGUGUCGCCAUCUAGAAGCUCUCCAAGUUGUUUAACAUCAUUGCAACGCAGUGAAUAUCAAACUUUUACUGAAAAAUGUGAAACAAUACCGGAAAUCAUCAAAGAACGUGAUAAAAAUGCCGAAAGUGAAAAAAUCUCAUCGCCAUCAUCACCGCGCAAUAAAAAGUCAAAUAAUAAUAAUAGUAAUAACGAAAGUGAUCAACCAACGUCUGAAGUAUCUGAAAAAUCUGAAAGUUCUGAUAAAUCCAAGAAGGAAAAGCCAUUCAAAUGCGAUGAUUGCGGCAAACAGUUUAGCCAGCUGCGGAACUACAAAUAUCAUCGAUCGAUUCACGACGGAACAAAAGAAUUCUCCACCCGGUGUCCAGAAUGCGGCAAAGUCUUCAACGAUAAAGGUUACUUAAGCAGCCACAUGAAAAUCCACCGCGACCGCAAGGAGUACGCAUGUCAACACUGUCCGAAACGUUUCAAUCAGCGUGUGGCUUACAAUAUGCACUUACGCAUACACACAGGCGUGAAACCGCACGAGUGCGGCGUCUGCGGCAAGAGCUUUUCACGGAAGAUGCUCCUCAAGCAGCACCAGCGCGUCCAUACCGGAGAGCGGCCAUACACGUGCGCGGAAUGCGGAAAGAGCUUCGCGGAUCGCUCCAACAUGAGUCUACAUGCGCGAUUACACACAGGUGUAAAGCCGUAUUCAUGUACGUUGUGCCCGAAGAGUUUUACAAAGAAGCAUCAUUUAAAGACGCACAUGAAUUUCCACACCGGACUUAAACCGUACACAUGCGAAAAGUGUGGAUUGUCAUUCUCGCAGAGCAGUAAUAUGCGCACGCAUUACAAAAAGUGCAUUCUUAAGACAGUUAGUAUUAAUAACAAUAACAAUAAUAAUAAUUCGAAUAGCGGUGAGGCUGAUAAUGAUAAUACCGCCAUUGCCAGCGGAAAUAGCUGACAAAGUACUGAUUUUAUGCCAAAUAGUGUUUAGAUUUUUUUGUUUUCAGAAGAAUACUUAAUAUUUUUACGUUUGACGUUUUUUUUUUAUAUAUUUAUUUAUAUAUUAUUUAUUGUAUUCUAUUUAUUAAUAUUUAUAUGCAAAUAUUUUAUGUGACCAGUUGACAUACACAUUUAAAUUGUCAUCAUCAUCAGAUUAAUCAAUAUUAUAUGCAAUAUUUGAUUUUUAA